UUCUUUUACUUUCAAGCGGAUUCCUUUUUCUUGGCUUUCAUACUACUGAUACAAUACGGAUGGACGUAUACUUUAAAACAUCGGCACCAGGUACUACUGCAGCAGCAGGUGGAGGAGCAGUUGUCAACAGCAAGCAUGGUGAUCGCUCUGCUACCGCUACUACUGCUGCUGUUGCCACACGUUCAUUCUGGAAAUUGGCCAGGAUGAUGUCAAAACACGACCACAGGAUUGCACCGUCCAAUGCACAGCAAGUGAAUUCUUUAAAAAAGCGUGCCAUGCAAUAUUUUACCGCAGCAACAACGACAAAGCCAGCACUCCAACAGCAACACAGCAAGGAUGAUGAAUUUGAGCAAAAAGGACAGGUUGCUAGCAGUAAUCACUGCACGACGGCUGUACCGCAACCGGCAUUGCUUCCAGCAGCAAAAACGACGAUGAAAACUACGACUUCGAUGCCUUCGUCCACAACAGUCUCAUCCUCCUCAGCAACAGCAGCAGCAAAAGAUGCAGCUAGCACUACUGUUGUAGGAGCAAAAACAUCACCAUCAAACCAUGGCAGUGGUCAUUUGAAGAAAAGUCCAAGUGGCCAAUCGGCUUCUUUAUCUACAGCAUCAAGCUACCGACUACGAAAAGCAAUGGCGUGGUUAGGACGGUCGUUUCACCGGUUUCAAUAUAGCGGCUUGAUAAAAUUCCAGAAAAGAAAAAUGGAGAAUAACGCAUCGUUGCCGUCCCUCGGCGAUUAUGCACCAUUGAGCACGGGGAGACAUGCGUUUGAAGGCUCUGAGCGACCAUUUACUUAUGCGUAAGGAGAUCGAUAAGCAGGUGAAUCGCUUUGUUACAUAUACUAAGAGCAUGUGUGUCUGAUAGUAGUAACACUAGUUCCAAAAAGAAGAAUAUGGAG
Zychaea mexicana is the source of this 898-nucleotide messenger RNA. RefSeq lists its product as uncharacterized. The record is from RefSeq and is a predicted model, not a curated record. NCBI's taxonomy places the organism in Eukaryota, Fungi, Mucoromycota, Mucoromycetes, Mucorales, Lichtheimiaceae. The coding region runs from base 60 to 803 and encodes 247 amino acids. The transcript has a single exon.